Daldinia childiae is the source of this 1086-nucleotide messenger RNA. RefSeq lists its product as uncharacterized. NCBI's taxonomy places the organism in Eukaryota, Fungi, Ascomycota, Sordariomycetes, Xylariales, Hypoxylaceae. Gene Ontology annotation, molecular function: protein phosphatase 2A binding. The record is from RefSeq and is a predicted model, not a curated record. The coding region runs from base 1 to 1086 and encodes 361 amino acids. Gene Ontology annotation, biological process: regulation of signal transduction; regulation of dephosphorylation. The transcript has a single exon. Gene Ontology annotation, cellular component: cytosol.
AUGAGUGAGGACCCAAGGACCCUAAAGUCUGUGUACCAGGCUGCCGAACUGAAGCGGAUAACUUUAGAAGGCACUUAUGAAACAAACUCCCCCACCUACAGCCAAGAUCUUGCCGAAGCCUUGAAAUUAUACCAGGAAUGCAUUCAGAUUAUUAACAAGGUCUCACUAUUUAGUCCUAAUGAAGGGCUUGAGGAUCUUGCUACAUCUGAUCUCCCUUACCUAUUGGUCAACUAUCGCAUAGCCGAACUCCUUCAGAAGGUCUCAACACAGUCGCCCUCGGAAAGAAAAGCUGUCUUGAACGCGACCCGGGAAGCGUAUGAGAGGUUUCUACACCUUCUCGAUAACUAUUCGAUAUUAUCCCCAUCAGAUAGUAAGCUGUUCACCGAAUACAAUGAAGAUCCAUCAGCCUUCUCUACCAUAUCUACCUCAGAUCCAGCAGCUCGGCGUAAUGCCAAAAUUGCCAAUUUCAAAUCAGAGAAAGAGCUUAAGAGGAAGCUAGAGUAUAUGCGAAGCUCUCCAAGAUAUCUAGAGGACGGUGGAGACGAAGAAGCUGUUCGCGAACUGUAUCUUACGAACGUCGCUUUCUGUACCCACAUGGCAUUUCAGGGCUUAGAGGGAAUCAAUCGAGAGGCAGAAAUAUUAGCGCAAGCACCAGCUCCUCCAAUAUCGCAAGGAGCAAUAGUUGAAGAUGACGAGCGGCGGCGCAGAGCAUUGCAUGAUAACGAUGGUUAUUCGGACAGAUUGGACCUUCCUUUGAGCACUCUAUCCUCGAGUAAUGGCCCGCUUCUCAGUAGAGAGGGAAAGCCUUUAAGGCCAUUCACGCUCACGUCUAAUCGGGCAGAGCUUCAGAGGGGCGUGUUUCGUCCGGGCCACAAUCUUCCAACCAUGACUAUUGAUGAGUACCUAGAAGAAGAACGAAGACAAGGGAAUAUCAUUGAAGGUGGUGGAGAAGCUAGCUUUAAUAGGCCCGAGCCGGAUGAGGAUAAUAUCGAGAAGGCAGAUGCUGAGACUAUGAAGGCUAGGGAAUGGGAUGAAUUUACGGAGGCCAACCCUAAAGGGAGCGGAAACACCUUGAAUAGGGGUUAG